Molecule: messenger RNA, 946 nt
Organism: Hyaena hyaena (striped hyena)
Lineage: Eukaryota; Metazoa; Chordata; Mammalia; Carnivora; Hyaenidae
Gene: CGREF1
Product: cell growth regulator with EF-hand domain 1
Exons: 6
Coding region: 147-932 (261 amino acids)
Molecular function (GO): calcium ion binding
Source: RefSeq, a predicted model, not a curated record
CACACUGUGACAUUCACUCUGUCACAUAGGUUUCAGCUAUUGAGUGAAUGGCAUUCCACGUAGAGUCACACACACACACAGGAUAAAGUCACACACACCAUCACUCUACAUCAUCUUUCAUAAUCCCUGCCAAUUCCAGUUCCAGGAUGUUACCUUUGGCAAUGAGACUGUUAGUGCUGCUGCUGCCCCUGACUCAGGCCGCUCCCAAGGAUGGAAUCGUGAGGCUGGAUCCUGACCUGCAGCAGCAGCCCCUGCGCAACCCCUUCCAGCCAGGCCAGGAGCAGCUUCGGCUCCUGCAGAACUACCUGCAGGGACUGGAGAAGAUGGAAGAGGAGCCGGAACACAUGAGCCGGGAGCAGGUUCUCCUCUACCUCUUUGCCCUCCACGACUAUGACCAGAGUGGGCAGCUGGAUGGCCUGGAGCUGCUGUCCAUGUUGACCGCAGCUCUGGCCCCUGAAGCUGCUGAUUUUCCUCUUGGCAACCCGGUGAUCCUGGUGGUGGACAAGGUGCUCGAGGCCCAGGACCUGAAUGGGGAUGGGCUCAUGAGCCCUGCAGAGCUCAUCAACUUCCCAGGAGAGGCCCCAAGCCACAUGGAGCUCAAAGAGCCUCUGGGGCCACAAGAUGCUGGGAGGCAGUCCCCGUUAGCUGAAAGCCCAUCGAGACAAGAAAAGCAGGAAGCCCUGGGUCCUAGAGGAGAAGAUGGGGGACAGGGAGAGGCCAGAAGGGAGCCUUUGGAGCCUAUACAAGAGGCUGGGGGACAGGCAGAGGCUGAAAGAGCAGCCCCAUCCCCUGGAGCGGAGGCUGUGGGCCAGGCCGAGGCCAGGGAGACUGGGAGGGAAGCAGAGGGACUUCCGGGGGAAACACCGGAGUCGAAGAACACCCCAAAUGAGGUUGAAAUUCAUGCUGUUCAACUCGAGAAUGAUGAGAUGUAAACCUUGAGGACACA